AUGCUCUUUGACUACUAUAACUACCAGAAUGCGCUGCGUCCUGAUUCCGUCCAUGCCACCUACUUGGUCUCUGGAGUCAAGGAUGCCCUACCGCAGCCCGAUAUGGAUGUUGAGAUGGACAACUCUCAGCCCGAUGAUCUCACUGACAAGGUCCCUACAAUGACAAUGACUCUUGUCAGUGAUGACAAACUCAAAGGAACGCUCUCGCAAUACAGCAAAGUCAUAGCCAUCCAUAUUUACAGCUUGGCCCCCAACCCGCAAAAAGACUAUGUAUUGUUGGCCGAUGUGGCUAAAUCCAUUUCUGAGUACUCUACAAGCGAGGAUGCUGCCACCCUGUCUAAGAAAUACGGUACCAUCUACAAUCCUCACACCCGGCGGAGAGAACGCAAAAAGGGUGUCCCUGCGCCGCCCCCUGCACCAAUCGUCGCUAAAAAGACAGAACCUACCGCAAAACCUGUCGCAAAUCCCACUCCUGCUCCAGCUCCCGUGAAGAAGGAACCAGCCCCGAGCGCGGCAGUAAAGCGAGAGACCCCGUCAUCCAGCUCCACAAAGAGCGCGCCGCCCCCCAAAAAGGGUAGCGCCGGCGGUAUCAUGCAGUCCUUUGCCAAGGCGGCGUCUAGGCCGCCAAAGCCCAAACCGGCUGUGAAGAAGGAAGAGGAUGCAACCAUGGCUCUUAGCGAUGAUGGCGAAGCUGAUGCUGACGAUAUGCCUGCUCCCAAGAAGACUGUUGCUGAGACGGAUUCCUUGCGGCAAGCAAAGAGAAAACGCACAGACGACCUGCGACGUAUGAUGGACGAGGACGAUGAGGAGGAAGAGGAGGAUGAGGAGGAGGAGGAGGAAGAAAACGAGCCAGAAGAUGCCGAGAUGGAAGAGCCCGAACCUGAACCCGAACCCGAACCAGAGCCGGUCAAGGAAGAAAAGAAAGAGCCAGAGGAGGUCGCCGCUACCUCAUCGAAUGGCCGUCGGCGUGGUAAGCGCCGCGUGAUGAAGAAGAAGCGAAUCUUGGACGACCAAGGUUAUAUGGAUUCUAACAGAGAACCAGUUACCAUCCAAGAGGCCGCAUGGGAGUCAUUUUCGGAGGACGAGACGCCUGCGUCGACGAAGAAGGAAAAAACAAGCUCUACACCCGCGUCUUCUGCUGCAAAACCAAAGAAACCGUCAGCAGGUAAAGGCUAUCAAGGAAACAUCAUGUCGUUCUUCGGGAAGAAAUAG
Cordyceps militaris CM01 is the source of this 1212-nucleotide messenger RNA. RefSeq names its product DNA polymerase subunit Cdc27. Gene Ontology annotation, biological process: DNA replication; nucleotide-excision repair, DNA gap filling; DNA strand elongation involved in DNA replication. The transcript has 3 exons. NCBI's taxonomy places the organism in Eukaryota, Fungi, Ascomycota, Sordariomycetes, Hypocreales, Cordycipitaceae. The coding region runs from base 1 to 1212 and encodes 403 amino acids. Gene Ontology annotation, molecular function: DNA-directed DNA polymerase activity. Gene Ontology annotation, cellular component: nucleus; delta DNA polymerase complex. The record is from RefSeq and is a predicted model, not a curated record.